UGGGCUGUGCCUCCAAGGGUCCGUUUGUUUGUCCCAACCGUUUGCGCAACACGCAGUCGCACUAUCGGCCUAUAAAGACAAGUUGCCAAACUAAGAAUAUGAAUAAGAAAAUGAUUUUGCCACAUAUGUUUGUGCAUGGCAGGCUUUACCUCCGGUCCAGUCCAUUAGCGUCACGGCGCAGACACAUGACGUCACACACUUCAACAUGGUGAGAAAACAGCAUGGAGAGAUGGCCUCGUCUUCCAAGACAACGAGUAAGGAGACAAUGAACGACAAUUUAGUGUUGGUCCUCGAGUCUAGUAGCGACGAUGAUGCGCCCGAAGAGAUCACUUUCGAAGAGUCGAAGGCGGCCGCUUAUCGGAAGAGGGAGGAGGCGCUGGAGAGAGCCAGAAGAGAAAAGGAACUUUUGAAAGAAAAGAGAAGAAAGAGGCUAGAGUUAUUUCAAGAACAAAAGAAAAAGAGGCUCUUGCCUGAUGAUGUACUAGAGGACCUCGAUACAGCCGAUUUUCCCAGGAAACGGAAACUAUCUGCAGAUGAAGCUGAAGAACAGGGGGAAAAAGAGGCAGCCAUUUCAGAAGAUGAAGAUGAAGGCGGAAGUGGAGAAUCGGAGGAGGAGGACAAGGAGACAAAGAAACGGAAGACUAGGAAUAUUCGAAACACUCGAAAGCUGAAGGGGGGUUACACUGUAACAACUCUGAGGGAGCAACCACUAGCCUUCUCCCAGCAGCAGGCAGCCAUGGACUUCCUCCAGUCACGACUCUACGGCCGAGGGAGCCGCAGAACAACAUGCAAAGAACUCAUGUCCCUACAGAAUAAGAGGGCUACAAAUAAGAGUGCAGCUGUGCAGUUUGUGAAGAAAGACUGGGCCUCCAAGAAGAAAGCCAAAGCAGAGAAAGUGAAGAAGAUCUGGAUUCACAAACAGCAGGUUCCCUCCAGCUGACAGAUCUAUAAAAGAAAUGUAUAAAAGAAAUAGUCAGACCACACAAAAGUCUACUUGGGCCUGCUCUGAAACCUGUAAACAGAGUUCCUAGCUCCAGUGAUAGUAUUAAAAUGGAGUGAUGUCAUUUUGGAGUUGAAAUCAUUCGUUUUUCAUACGAGCGCCAUGUAAGAUGUUUUUUGAGAAUGUCUGAUUGGCGGAGGAGAAAGGAGUAUCUGGAGUGGCAUGUUGGACAGAGGCAAAUUUAGUUAACAGGAUAUUCCUGUCACCAAGCAACCCUUUUUUCACAUGGUUUUGCACAUCAAUGAUGACUGGAUCCAACUUUAAGCCUUAAUAGUUAUUAGUUAUAGGGCUGAUUUCCUGGACACACAUUAAACCUAGUCCUGGGUUAAAGUGAAUUUUGAAUAGAGAUUCUCCAUACAAAUCAGUUUAGCCCAGAACUAGGCUUAAUCUGUGUCUGAGAAACCAGCCAGUUAUGUCAUCAUUACAUGUCAGACUAAUGAACUCUGACCAAGCCUCGUACACAACUUGAAUUUAUAGAGGAACAAUUUAUAUUGUUGAUCCUAUCUGAUCUAUGAGAUUUCCACAUUUUUUAAAAUUCAAGUAGACAUGUUAAGCCUCAGACAUAUUUGGUAAGAUUUUUCACAACUGAUCCCCAUCUGAAAACUUGUUACACAAGUUGUUUAGUGCAGUAUAAUGUAAUGGAUAUUUUUUCAAUAGUCACAUCAAGAGAUCCAUUAAGUGUCUGCUUCA
This is a messenger RNA of Lampris incognitus (smalleye Pacific opah), 1690 nucleotides long. It is a transcript of the gene nol7, whose product is annotated as nucleolar protein 7. NCBI's taxonomy places the organism in Eukaryota, Metazoa, Chordata, Actinopteri, Lampriformes, Lampridae. Gene Ontology annotation, cellular component: nucleus. The record is from RefSeq and is a predicted model, not a curated record. Bases 206 to 940 code for a protein of 244 amino acids. Gene Ontology annotation, molecular function: RNA binding. The transcript has 8 exons.